Molecule: messenger RNA, 990 nt
Organism: Porites evermanni
Lineage: Eukaryota; Metazoa; Cnidaria; Anthozoa; Scleractinia; Poritidae
Source: the annotation of a GenBank genome assembly
AUGGCUGACCUUGAAAUUGCAUUGAUUGCGGACUCGGAUGAAAGAAAUGCGUUAUGGGAAGAAUAUUACUUUACAAGAUGGGGAAUGUUAGCCAACAAACACCGCCAAUCCAUAAUGGAAGCAUUUUGGAAUGAUCCAGGUGUUGCUAAAAUUGAUGAACUGCUGAAAGAUAACGAAGUAUAUCGAAAAAUGAUCCAAACUAGUGGUCAAGCCGCCGCCAGCAAGGCAAUGGUGUCUGCCGUGAACCGACUUGUCGCUCAGGAAGUAGUGAAAAGUACCAUUGGAGGAGCUGUAAGAGAAGGUGGAAGAAGAGGCGCUGUUUUUGCCAUUCAAGAAACCGCCGGCCUUGCAGCCGCCCGAGGAGCAAAUGUCGCUCUUACAGGGGUCAAAGCUGCAGCUUCCCUUGGACCAGCAAUUUCCUCAGUUGUAGGAGAGCAGGUAGCUAGAUAUGCUGGAGACAAAUUAGGAGUUACUAAUCAUCAUGCUAAGAAUGCUCUUAAUGUCGGUGGUGGGAUUGUGGGAGGUGCCAUUGCUGGCGCCUUUGUGGGAGGUCCUAUUGGUGCCCUUGCAGGUGCUGGGGUUGGGGUCGUUAAUUGGGGGGUGGGAGAAGCGGUAAGUGCUCUCGCGAGGACCACUAAAGGUCCGAAAGAUAAUUGGUGUUACUGUGAAAUUGGAUCGUUGGAGGGUAGUAGAACCCAAUUAUGUUUUGGUACCUACAAUUCGGGUGACACUAUGUAUUGGAAAACUUACUGGAACGAGUACAAAAAUGAAAAUUCGAAUUGGGAGAUGAGCGCAGGACAGCGACAGGAGGGUUCCUUUCAAUUAUGCAUUUGGGUAGGGGGAAGGGUGAUCAAACAUUUGGAUGUUGUUUAUUACAGGGAUCGAAUUCGUGUCGUAAAAAAAAGAGGAACCUAUUACGUACUCCAUUGCAAAGGUCAAUUUCACCCGGACGAAGAGUCUGGUACAACAAAAAUUUACACAAAGAAGUAA